ACGUAAGAGCUCACAAUCUGACAUUUAUUGCUGAGCUAAAAUAAAUGUAUUGGCUUUCUAGAGAGGUGAUCAGAGGGGGAGGCUGUAAAAUCUAGCAGAGGCAAGAGACCAUGGCUGAUGGCACAGCAGAGAAGGUACAUCCAAGGAAAUACUCUGCAGGGAGAAAUGACAUUUUGGAACUACAGGGGGACCGGAGGAUCUCCGUUGUGGCAGGACAUCCACAUAGAAGCCACCCCACUGGUGUGUGGGUCCUGCCUGAAUUUCCCCAAGAUGAGGGGGAAGUAGUGCAGCACUUUGUGUCACAGCAGACUGUAGCAGCAGAGUUACAAGAUAAAGAUGACAUCCUUUUUCGAUCCUUGGUUAUGCCCAAAUACAGUUUUCAGCACAGGAAUAGGUACACACGACGUAGAAUGGCUUUUUUAAAGCUCUCCCUCAUGGCUUUCAGUUUCAUCUUUUGGAUUGCAGGUCUAGCUAUGCUCACAGUGGGGAUAUGGGCAAAAAUCUCCUUGGAGCAAUAUUUGGUUUUGUCUACCAACAGUUAUCCAAACACGCCACUCAUUUUGCUGGUGAGUGGACCUGCUGUACUGCUUUGGGGCUUUCUUGGCUGCUUCAGUGCUGCAGUAGAGAAGAGGUGCCUUUUACGCAUCUAUGGGUUUUUCCAGCUGGCAGUGCUGCUGGCUGGACUUGCUGCUGGACUCUCGAGCUUGUUCUACCGCAGGGAUAUUGCAGAUGGGUUUCAGAGUGGCCUGAGGAAUGCAGUUCUUUCCUAUGCAGAAGAUGAAGAGAAGGCUAAUGCUCUAGAUGCUAUCCAAAGAAACUUGCAAUGCUGUGGUGUCCAUAGUUACCGUGACUGGUUUGAAUCACCAUGGUCCUUGGAGCAACAGUAUGAUCACCAGGGAUACAAAAAUGGUUCAGUACCCAGCAGCUGCUGCCAGAGACGUAAGGGAUGCCGCAAUAUCUCUCUGUUUAGUGAAGCAUCAGGAAUCCACAGGGAAGGCUGUUUCAAGAAAGUCUGUGACUUUGUAAGUGACAACAUGUUCUAUAUUGCAACUGUUGCUUUGGGGCUAGCAUUAAUGCAAGUGAUAGGCAUUGUCUUAUCAUGUUUGUUGGCCAACAAAAUACCUCUUCAGCUUCCAGAAAUAAUUCCAACCUGA
Messenger RNA from Nanorana parkeri, 1154 nucleotides. Its product is annotated as tetraspanin-7-like. NCBI's taxonomy places the organism in Eukaryota, Metazoa, Chordata, Amphibia, Anura, Dicroglossidae. The record is from RefSeq and is a predicted model, not a curated record. The transcript is spliced from 2 exons. Gene Ontology annotation, cellular component: membrane. Bases 111 to 1154 code for a protein of 347 amino acids.